Medicago truncatula (barrel medic) is the source of this 1655-nucleotide messenger RNA. RefSeq names its product probable protein S-acyltransferase 17. The coding region runs from base 51 to 1232 and encodes 393 amino acids. Gene Ontology annotation, biological process: protein targeting to membrane; peptidyl-L-cysteine S-palmitoylation. The transcript has 10 exons. Gene Ontology annotation, cellular component: Golgi apparatus; endoplasmic reticulum. Lineage: Eukaryota; Viridiplantae; Streptophyta; Magnoliopsida; Fabales; Fabaceae. Gene Ontology annotation, molecular function: protein-cysteine S-palmitoyltransferase activity. The record is from RefSeq and is a predicted model, not a curated record.
UUUCUUCUAAUUGGAAUUGGGGAGUGGAAUUGGUAGUGGAAUUGGUAGUGAUGGGGGUAGGUUUGUUAUUGGUAUGCCAUGGAUUGGUGACCGCUUUGGUUGUGAUCUCUUUCCUUUGCGGUCGAUGGCCAAUUUUCGAAGGCACUUUCAUUCAACGCAUUCACUAUUUCCUCACUUUCGGCGCUUACGAUUACUUUCUGCGUUUUGUUGGCGCUGUUUUUGGCUCUAAGUGUACCAAUGCUGUUCUUUCUGUUGAAUAUUAUUGCUGCGAUCGUCCCAAUCCUCUCUUACAGAUCAUAUAUCUUGUGAUAAUCAGCUUUACAUAUUAUUUUGCCGUCAACUCUUCCUUUGCCUAUAUCCCUGGAUACUAUUUAAGCGCAACUCACAAGUACACAAGCUUCUUCGCUGCUGCUGUUGGAAUUCUGCUCUUUCUUUUGACCAGCUUUACUGAUCCUGGGACAAUAAAGGCUGAGAAUGUUUCUCAGUAUCUUGCUGCUUAUCCCUAUGAUAAUAUCAUUUUUUCAAAGAAAGAAUGUUCCACUUGCAAAAUUCCAAAACCUGCUAGAUCAAAGCAUUGUAGCAUUUGUGAUCGAUGUGUUGCACGAUUUGACCAUCACUGUGGAUGGAUGAAUAAUUGCAUAGGGGAGAGAAACACUCGAUAUUUCAUGGCUUUUCUUUUAUGGCAUUUCCUUCUAUGUAUGUAUGGAACAGUUCUCAUAGGUUUAAUUCUCGCAGGAAGACUAAAAGAAUUAAAAGUUGUCUAUAUUCUAACAGUUUAUUAUGGAAUUGAAAAUUCGUUUUGGGAUUUAGCUCCCCAUGUUGUACAGUGGUUAUUGGGAUCCUACAACACUCAGAUUCUGCUUAUAGUUUUCGUUGCAAUUGUUGGGAUGCUGUUAGGUGGAUUCUUUGGUUACCAUGCAAAGCUUUGCCUUAGCAACACUACCACUAAUGAGACCUUCAAGUGGCAAGACUACAUGAACUGGCAGAGAAAGUUAAAAGAAGCGCAGGCUAGUGCCGCAGCGCUAAAACAAAGUAUCAGUGGAAUGAACAGUGAAAAACAAUCGUUGUCGAGCAACAAAUGGAGAGCAUUCUUUCGAAGAUCACCUCUAGAGGAUGUGGUAGUUGUUAAGAAUAAUGUUUACAAUAAAGGUUUCUUGCACAAUAUUUGGGAGAUUAUUUCCCCUCUCUCUACAAGGCAGUCUUUUACGCAAACAAAGUUGAAAUCCAACUGAGUAUGCUCCUAAGAUGCGUUUCCUUUUGGCUAUUAAAGGUCUUGGUAGCUGGCUAGUUGCACAUAAAUUUGAAUGGGCACGUCUCUCUACUGUUUAGACUGCCCUAUAAAUCAUUGUGAAAGCCAGAAAUAUGAUAUUAAUUUCAUCGAAGGAGUUCAGGACUAGUUGUAGAUUGAUUUUUUUUUUUUUAGUUCUUGUGUCUGCAGAUGUGUUGGUUGUGCUGUAGCUGUACUGUUUCAUAUUAGCAAAAGUAGAAAGGUUUACAUAUGCAUUUUAUACCUGUAAUGAUUGAUUUGGCUUAUUUCAAAGUAAAGGUGCAUUCUAAACAAUAACUGAUAAUGUCAGUGGAGCUAUCAGCUAUGCACGGUCAAUUGAUGUUAUGACGUUUACAUUAGAUUAUAGUCUUUUUUAUUUAUAAUAAAA